Varanus komodoensis (Komodo dragon) is the source of this 2519-nucleotide messenger RNA. It is a transcript of the gene DDX20, whose product is annotated as DEAD-box helicase 20. Gene Ontology annotation, biological process: spliceosomal snRNP assembly. The record is from RefSeq and is a predicted model, not a curated record. Lineage: Eukaryota; Metazoa; Chordata; Lepidosauria; Squamata; Varanidae. Gene Ontology annotation, cellular component: SMN complex. Gene Ontology annotation, molecular function: RNA binding; ATP binding; RNA helicase activity. The coding region runs from base 43 to 2382 and encodes 779 amino acids. The transcript is spliced from 11 exons.
GCUUUGACUUCUCGCGACAUUUCAGAUCACGCUCUUCGAAAGAUGGCAGCUUCCGAGCCUGCUCCGGCUCCGGCUGAAAGCUGGCUGCGCACUCGGGAUGUGCUCAUAAAGGAGGGCCCCGAAGACUUUGGGUCUCUGAUGCUGUCGGCGCCCGUGCUAGAAGGGCUGAAAGCUGCCGGGUUCCUGAAGCCAUCUCCAGUGCAACUCAAAGCCAUCCCGCUGGGCCGCUGUGGCCUGGAUCUUAUUGUGCAGGCAAAAUCUGGAACUGGUAAAACCUGUGUCUUUUCUACUAUUGCACUUGAUUCCCUUAUCUUGGAAAGCCCAGUUACCCAGAUUCUAGUUUUGGCUCCUACUCGAGAGAUUGCUGUACAAAUACAUGCAGUUAUUACAAGUAUUGGGAUCAAAAUGGAAGGUUUGGAAUGUCAUGUCUUCAUUGGAGGUACUCCUUUAAACCAAGAUAAAAUGCGGCUGAAGAAGUGUCAUAUAGCAGUUGGUUCCCCUGGUCGCAUAAAACAACUCAUAGAGCUGGACUAUCUGAAUACAGCCAGCAUUCGCCUCUUCAUUCUUGAUGAAGCAGAUAAACUUCUGGAAGAAGGCAGUUUUCAAGAACAAGUCAAUUGGAUUUAUUCUUCUCUACCAGCCAACAAGCAGAUGUUGGCUGUUUCAGCCACUUAUCCUGAAUCUUUGGCUAAUACUUUGACUAGGUACAUGAGAGAUCCCACCUUUGUGAGGCUGAAUCCCACUGACCCAAGUCUCAUUGGGUUGAAGCAGUUCUUCAGAGUUGUGAAUUCUCACCCAUUGCCUCACAAGACUUUUGAGGAGAAGGCUGAGCAUUUACAGGAGCUGUUCAGCAAGGUUCCUUUCAACCAGGCCCUGGUCUUCUCAAACCUACAUUGCCGAGCUCAACAUCUGGCAGAUUUACUGACAUCCAAAGGUUUUCCUGCUGAGUGUAUUUCAGGCAGUAUGAAUCAGAAUCAGCGACUUGAUGCCAUGGCUAAACUGAAGCAGUUCCACUGCAGAGUCUUGAUUUCAACUGAUUUGACUUCCCGUGGAAUUGAUGCUGAGAAAGUGAACCUGGUCAUUAAUUUAGAUGUGCCUGUGGACUGGGAAACAUAUAUGCAUCGGAUUGGUAGAGCUGGACGCUUUGGAACCUUAGGGCUUGCAGUGACAUAUUGCUGUCGUGGAGAAGAAGAAACUAUGAUGAUGAAAAUUGCACAGAAGUGUAAUCUUCGGCUUCUUCCUUUACCAGAACCUAUCCCUCCUGGGCUGAUGGAACGGUGUGAUGGUUGGGAUGUAGAAGUCACUGCUGUCCCGUACCCCAACGCUUCACUGAAUGCUUCUCUGUUGCCAGCUAAAAGACCAGAAGGAGCAAUGCAACACACUGUAGUAAGCAACAGUGCACAGAUUUCUGCUGAUGAUAUUUCUGAAAAUUCUGAAAAAAAUCCUCCUGCCACCAAACAUAAAAACAAACAAAAACAGCAGUUUAAAAACAGAAUGGAGAAUACUAAAGCAAUAAUAACUAGAAAUCCACAGUCUUCUCAUGGAAUUCCAAAGCAGAACUGUCAAAUGGAACCUAAUUAUAAAACUGCUGGGCAGCAUAACGGAGAGGUGGAAAGGGAAACUAUAAAAGAUGCACUUCCUAAGAUCCCUUGUUUGUCAUCUUUUAAAAAUCAUCAGUCCACCAAUACAUGGAGCAUGGUUGAAUUUGUUGAGGAUUAUGAAUACUUCAUUAAGGAAGGAUUGGAGAGAGAUGUGGAAAUUGUAAGAACUUACUCAGGUCCUAGUGAGCAGUAUAUGCACCCAGAAAACAAGGUCCUUGACCAGGCAGGAAUGGAAUCCAGAACAUACAUUGCAACAACAGCUGGGGUGCUGACUGGAGAGUCUGAUAGUGAUAGUAGUUCUUGCAGUUCUGGAUCAUCCACAUAUAGCCGGGAAGACCAGUCAUAUAUCAGAGCUUCAUCAGAUACACAGCAAAGAGACAAUGGUGAACUGGCAACAAACCGGACAGUUCAGAGACAUGCUCUGCAGUUCACUGGUGUCCCUGAACCAGAGCAGUUUCAAGAGGCUUCUGUGCUCCACAAGAAGAUGAAACAGAAUGUGAAACAGAGCAAACAGAGUAGGCCUGGCUGCUCUUCUCAAGCCAGCAAGACCUCCAAUAGAGAGGCUAGAGAAAAUGCACCCCAAGGCAAACAUGUUCCUUUUUCUCAGAGCAACCAUCUCAAUUAUGAGGAGUACUGGCGAGCAUAUUACAGGGCAUGGCAGGACUAUUAUGCUGAAGCAUCUCGGUCAUGCUACCAGAUGUACCUGAGACCAUUGAAUAUGCUGACUGCAUAUCAUGCUAAUACAGUUUAUUUUGAAGAGUUGUUGAGGGAGGAUAGGUAAUGGGAAAGUGGUAAAAAUUCUCUUCUCCCAAGUCGCAUUUUUUGUAUUCCUUCUCAUUCCAUGUAUGUCCUGUUUUGUAUGCAGUUUAGAAGUGGAACUGCUUUAACCAUGUUGCUAAUAAAUAGUAUGCAAACAAA